Messenger RNA from Mangifera indica (mango), 674 nucleotides. Its product is annotated as probable ribosome-binding factor A, chloroplastic. Gene Ontology annotation, molecular function: ribosomal small subunit binding. Bases 1 to 570 code for a protein of 189 amino acids. The transcript has 5 exons. Lineage: Eukaryota; Viridiplantae; Streptophyta; Magnoliopsida; Sapindales; Anacardiaceae. Gene Ontology annotation, biological process: ribosome biogenesis; rRNA processing. The record is from RefSeq and is a predicted model, not a curated record.
AUGAUGUUGCACAUGCUCUCUUUCCACAAUCUUCAUACCUGCCAACCAUUCCUCAGUUUCCAUUGGCAUGCAAUUAAAUGUAUGGCGAAUCCUUGGAGAGUGAAAAUGGUGGCGAAACAAAUAACGAGAGAAUUAUCCCCUGUGGUUUUAACUGAUAAAGUGUUGCAGUUCGCAGUCUCGCCUGAAGCCAUCUCAGGAGCCGGCCGCUAUCUUUCUUCUCUUACCACUAUUACUAUUAGUGACGUUGGAGUCUCCGCUGAUUUGCAGGUGGUCAAAGUGUAUGUUUCUGUUUUUGGAGAUGAUAAGAGGGAAGGACAUUGGAAUUGCUGGAUUGAAGUCAAAGCUAAGUAUGCGGGUAUGAAGUUGCUGCUGACUCCUGAGAUACGCUUUAUUGAAGAUGAAUCUUUAGAGAGAGGAAGCAGGGUAAUUGCCAUAUUAGAUAGGAUUAAGGCUGAAAAAGAGAUUUCAGAAAGUCGAAUAGGGGAACAGCCUGAAUCAGCUGAUUUGCCUGAAGAUGAUAAAGAUUGGGAGGGUGAUAAUGUUGAUGAAGACAUCAUAUAUGUGAAAUAGCACUGUGCUUAGUUACUCAGCAAUGUUAGAACAUGUAUAUGGUCUCUAUCUAAGCAUAUAUAUACUGAGUAUGCAAGAUAGAAACCAAAAUUAAUAUGCGGAAU